Striga asiatica is the source of this 1327-nucleotide messenger RNA. The record is from the annotation of a GenBank genome assembly. Lineage: Eukaryota; Viridiplantae; Streptophyta; Magnoliopsida; Lamiales; Orobanchaceae.
AGAAAGAAGACCUUGGCUUGAGCCUGAGUUUGAGCUUGAGCUUCCCUCAUGAGGAUAAAACUGUUGAAGUUUCAAACAAUCAUCACCUCAAUAAUCAUUUUACAACUUCAUCUCCUCCAUUGAUAAUGCCUUUCUCUUUCAUCAGCAAAUCGGCUGCCUGGCCACAAGCUCUCCCUUCUUCUUCUUCAGAUGUAAAUGCCACGUGUAGACAUGAUAAGGAAGCAGAGGGGGGAAGCGCGUGCUCCCCAAACAGCACGAUCUCGAGCUCGAGCGGGAAGAGGAGCAUCAGUGACGAGGACAACUAUGGAUGCCAGGUGGACGCUGACAGGGACAGGGCUUGCUCGCGUGGCACUAGCGAUGAAGACGAAGAAGCCGAUAACAACAAUAGUUUUCGAAACAACAAUAACAAGAAGCUGAGGUUGUCCAAAGAUCAGGCCGCCGUCCUUGAAGAAACCUUCAAAGACCACAAUACCCUCAACCCCAAGCAGAAGACGAGCCUGGCAAAGAGGCUCGGGCUGAGGCCCCGCCAGGUGGAGGUGUGGUUUCAGAACCGGAGGGCCCGGACGAAGCUGAAGCAGACGGAGGUCGAUUGUGAGUACCUCAAAAGAUGCUGUGAAACCCUAACCGAAGAGAAUCGAAGGCUACAAAAGGAGGUUCAACAGUUGAAGGCACUCAAGCUUUCUCCGCAACUCUACAUGCAAAUGCCGCCCACGACCCUCACCGUGUGCCCGUCAUGCGACCGUGGAGCCGCACGUCCGUGGGCAAUCAAGCUUUAGUUGGUGUGUGUGUAAGUAAGUGUGCAUUUGCCAUUGACAAGAUUGUAGAGAAUUGUGUUGUUUGUUACCAAUGUUAAUUUGAUUGGGACUAUAUAUAUUUUGUUUCCUUUUUUAACCUUUUGGNGUUUAGUUUGUCAUAGUUAGUGUGAGGUUUCAUCUAUAGUUGUGUAAUUGUGUGUUGAAUUUUUGAUUUGUGGAUCACUUGUUGUAUGUACUUUAGUUUGCUUUAUUGGACAUUUGUGAAACUUAGUGAAAGUAAAGGGGAUUAAUUUGGAGGUAAGUUCAAUCAUACUGCCCACACCGAGUUUUUAUCCGUUGGAUCACACAUAAUCUCCGAAUGAUUAGAAGUCAACUGUAAUUAUAUCUGAGAAGAAAGCCAGAUGUCAUUUUAAUGUUUGGGCCAGAUGGGACUCAGGACAAUUAUGGUGUCCACAAACAUGUGAAAAAUACAUGGUUGCAAUUAAUGUGAACAUAUGCAACACAAUCAAUAAUAGAGGAGCUGGAUUUGAUAAUGUUGGCAAUUUAAAAUUGUGUGCUUAGUUGCAGGCUUG